Poecilia latipinna (sailfin molly) is the source of this 4498-nucleotide messenger RNA. RefSeq names its product interferon-induced very large GTPase 1-like. NCBI's taxonomy places the organism in Eukaryota, Metazoa, Chordata, Actinopteri, Cyprinodontiformes, Poeciliidae. Bases 203 to 4498 code for a protein of 1431 amino acids. Gene Ontology annotation, molecular function: GTP binding. The record is from RefSeq and is a predicted model, not a curated record. The transcript is spliced from 13 exons.
CAAUCUUCACUUUCAGUUUCCUUUUCCUCACACUGGAUGAUGCAAUAGACAGGAGGAGGAGUUUGUUAGGGGAAGACCCAUUAAAAACAAGAAUCCAGAAGAUUUCUGGCUAAACAGAAACAGAGCCACAUUCUGCAGUGGUCUGUGCAGAGAUCCCGCAGGCAAGCCAAAUCAGUAAAAACGAAACAAGUCAUCAAUAGUCAUGAUGCUCAACACCUCGAGAUCUGUGAGGAAAAAUGUUCAAGAUGGAAAUGAAAAUAUGUCAGCAAUGAAUGCAGUGACUCCUCCACUCACACUUAUAUUAAUUGGGAACAAAAAUUCCAUUGAGAUUGGAUCGAAAAAUAUCUUACUGGACCAUGACCAGGAGAUACAUGAGAAAGAGUUUUCAUCAAGACUCUAUGACCUAUUGGGUCGUCAGAUCUCUGUAAUUAAUCUGCUUGGGUUUCCAAGAUUUGACAUGAUUCCAGUAAUUCCAGAACAUCGUGCCUUUAUCUUGCUGGUAUCAAAUGACCAGCAUGAAAACCAGUAUACAUCUGGACUGCAGUGGUUAGAAAAAACACUGGGAAAGGAGCACAGCUCUCAUGUGAUGACAGUUGUGACUCAAGAUGACUCAGAUGAAAAUAGUGAAAAUGAACUUCAGAACCUGAAAGCAAAGAGCAGUUUUUCUGAAAAAAGAUACCAUACAUGUACAAGAAGUAUGAUGGACAUAAAUGAGAUAAUAACCCUUCUGGAAAAAAUAGAUGCUAUGGUUUUUGAAAGUAGACGAAUGACUGAAGGAAAAGAAACCAAUCUAGAUGAAACAUUGAGAACAGCUGACGAGACAGAGAGUCCCGAUGAAGCUGAGGAUGCUUUUGAGUAUUUCAUGGAGGAGGAAAACCGCAUAUCCAGAUUAGCAGAAGUCAAUCCUGGACAAUAUCAAUCAUCAGAAAAAGGACAAGAAAAAGAGAGCGAAAAUAAAUUAAAGGCAAGUUUUGACAAUGAAGGUUCACACAUGAAUGAUGACAGCAGAGAACAAAGCAAGGAAGCAGGACAAAAGAAGAGUGAAACUGAGACUAGAGAACAUGUUGAUGGUAAAGACUUGGAGAUGAAUGGUGAAGAUGGAGGAAAAAAGUCUGGAAUCAACACUUGGGAACCAAGCCAGGAACCAUCCACACAACCUCCAACCAUUUCUGGAGCCCUUCAGAUGAAAGGGAACAAAGAAAAGCCGUUAUACAAUUCUUCAGGAGAACAUGAACAAAUAAUCUCAAGAGAGACUAAAGCGCUGUUUGAAAGGCUUGAACUUAGGAACAAAUGGUCCCCAGCAGAAUUUCUUAAAACAGGUCCACCUAUCAAGCAGACCAAUGAUGUUUUGGAGAAAGAUCUAGUUUGUACUUUUCUUCAGAGGCUAUGGACAUUAGAUUAUAGAGCCAGAUACAUCGCUGUGCGAAUUGCUUCAGAUGUGAGCGAUUCAAAGGCUGUUCAAGUGACCAAAAACAAGGAUACAGAUAAAGGUGACUUUGGUGCUCUUUACAGCACUAACACGGAGUCAGAUCAGUCAAAAGAGAAUCAUGUUCACCCAAUGGAUGUUCAAAUGGCAGUAUUUCACUGCUCAGACAGCUUCCUUAAACAGAAAAUGAUCACAAAGUUGUCACAGUGUCAGUAUGCCUUACCACUGCUUGUUCCUGAUCCUCUCACAUCAAAUAUUGAGUGUCCUUUGUGGACAUUCAGACAAUUAACAAAAACAUGGAAAAUAAGCACAAUCAAAGAAAACACAACCACCGUCACCAUGAAGAGCAUGCCAAUCUACAAAGCUCAGACUCCCAUGGUUUCAUUUUUCCGACUGGGCUCCAUGUCUUUGUCCAAAUCUCAGCUGAUGAAUGCCUUGAUCAACGACCGCCACGACACAUUCUUCCACAGAAACUGUAAAGGCAGCACCAAAUCUCGUCAUUUGAUGGAUGGGGUGGCAGAGAUUGCCUGGUACUGUCCUGCUGGAAAACCCAAUGAUUUCUUUACCGACUGCAUUGCCUUCUGUAAUCUUCAUGGGGAUUCUCUAGUAAAUGUAAAACAGUGUGAAAUCCUGACUGAAAUGUCUUCAGUCAUUGUUGUUCUUGUGCCAACUCUGGACAAAAGCCAGGAGAGCAGUGUAGUUAUAGAGACACUGUACAAGUCUUCAAAGCCUCUAAUCAUUCUCAUUGCUGACAAUGAGUGUAGUGCAGUUCACAUGGAACCUCAAAAAUACAAACUGGGUCUGAAAGAAAGGAGCCAGACGAAUGUUUCUGAAGAACUAAAAAAGAUUAUAAAAAGCCUUUUGUCUGGACCCCACACAUCCUUCAGACUGGAAACUAUGGCCAAAGACUCUGGGGUCAAAGUAGAUGAAGAUCAGAAAAUCUGCCAGGAAGGGAAAUCUGCUGCAAUGAAACUAGUUCAAUUGGUUAAAGGGAUGGACGUUGCCAAAAUCAAAGAUACAUUUCUCCCCUGCCAAGGUCAACUUUGGUAUGACUGGUGCAAAAUCAAUAAAGAGUUGCAUCAUCUAAAGGGAGACAUUGAGAGAGAAAAGGCCCAGAAGACUCAUCAGCUGAUGGAACUACGAGAGAAACAGUGUAAAGUGUCCAAUAGUAAACUGAUGAGGUUGUUCACUCAGAGCCUCCAGAGUUUGCCACCAAAAGAAAGAGAAUAUUUCCUGACAUGGACUCAGAUCCUCAUAGAUGCCCUCUCCACAGAUGAUCUUCCUUUAAUUCUCCAAAAAUAUGAUGAAACAUGGUCAGAGGUCUUGGUCUUGAAGAAGAAACAUGACAAAUCUGAUCUAUUAAAACACAAACAAACUGAGCUUGAACUGUUGUCCAAAAAGCUUCAAUCAGCAACCUUUGGUCUGGAACACAUCUUCAGAGAGAUGGGGCAGAUCUAUGAAGCUCAUCAAACUCUGAGGAAACUAUCACUGAGCCGACAGCCUGAUUGGACUAAAUACCCUGAGCUGGCUGCAGAUCUGAUGAUAUCAGGACACCCGAUGGAGCUGAUGGAUGGGGAUGCAGGCCAUGUGCCUUUGAUAUGGAUCUCUAGUCUCUUAAAAGAAGUCAUCCAGAAACUUGGUGACCAGAGAGUCUUUGUGCUGUCAGUUCUGGGUGUACAAAGUAGCGGAAAGUCAACGAUGCUGAACGCCAUGUUUGGCCUGCAGUUUGCAGUCAGUGCUGGGAGAUGCACCAAGGGUGCCUACAUGCAACUGGUUAAACUGUCAGAGGAAAUCAAGGACAACUACAAGUUUGACUACAUUCUAGUUGUGGACACUGAAGGACUGCGAGCUCUUGAGUUAGCAGGUAAUGCUACCCUUCAUCAUGACAAUGAACUUGCAACAUUUGUUGUUGGUCUGGGAAACAUGACACUGAUCAACAUUUUUGGUGAGAAUCCAGCUGACAUGCAAGAUGUCCUACAGAUUGUUGUGCAGGCUUUGAUGAGGAUGAAGAAAGUUGAGCUUUCUCCAAGUUGUGUGUUUGUCCAUCAGAACGUCACAGAUAUUACAGCAGCAGAGAAAAACAUGGAUGGAAAGAGACGACUGCAAGAAAAACUGGACAAGAUGACUCAACUUGCUGCCAAAGAGGAAGUGUGUGAUGUUGAGUGCUUCAGUGAUGUCAUCGCAUUUGAUGUGCAAAAAGAUGUAAAAUAUUUUGCUCAGCUGUGGGAGGGAAGUCCACCAAUGGCUCCUCCAAAUCCAGGUUAUAGUGAAAGUGUCCAAGAACUGAAGUCCAUCAUCUUGUCUAAAGCCAAAGAGUCCACUGGGAUCACUCUGUCACAUUUCAACAACAAAAUCCAAGACCUGUGGAACGCCUUGAUGAAUGAACAAUUUGUUUUUAGUUUCAAAAACACCCAAGAAAUUGCAGUUUACAGAAAACUGGAGGUCCAGUAUGGGAACUGGACUUGGGCCCUGAGGAGUGAGAUGCUGAACAUUGAAAACCAACUUUAUCCUAGAAUUGAAAAAGGCCAACUGGACAAAGUUGAGCUCAGUUACCUUAAUAAAGAAAUGAGUGAAACAUAUGAAGAAGUAACAAAAAGUAUGUCAGAUUACUUUGAAGAUGACAAAGACAAAGAGUUGUUGGUUCAGUGGCGGGGCCAAUUUGAGAACAAAAUCAAAGAGUUUCAUGAAGAACUUGUGAGAGGAGUGAAAAGAAAACUGGAUGAAGUUAUUGAGCAGAACAAUGCUAGAAAAAAGCUUGACAACAAAAAGACAGAGUUUGAAAACAAUCUACUCCAGAAGAGCAAAGAGCUCGCUCACCACUUAAAAUGCAUUGAUGAUGAAGAGAAACUAGAAGCACAGUUCAACGAUGUUUGGAGUCACUGGGUUAAGGAAUUAACCUCUGAUACAAAACCCAUCGAGAACAUAAACUUGGAGAAAGAUCAGCUAGUUGUCCUUCAAGAACUUGGUGUUGAACGUGGACUCAUUGAUGAGUCAAAAAGAAGUGAGAGAUACAAAAAUCUAUCAAAUACUGGAGUUUAUUCUCAUUACAAAAAUGCUGUGCGCAAGGACUGA